GGCAUUUUGUGGGAUUUAUUGGUCUAGAAUUUAUUGCUACUGGKUUUUUUCCUCGACAAUGUGGAAGGUGUGCAUUCUAAAAAUCUUACAAUGGCUGAUAUACAAAGUGAACCAGACUCUUGACUUCACUAUCGGUUAUUCGUUGGCUUCUGGCUGGGAAAAAGACUGUUUAAAGGCUAGAACUCGCUAUGAAUCGUCUGCACAGAUCCUUAAAAUUGUCUUCAGAGCAAAGUGGAUAGAGACGGAUUCUGCCACGCAAGAAAAUUUUCUCCUUCUUCACACUGACUAUGUUCAUCCCAAUCACGUACGCCGCGAUAACAUCACUUUGAUGGGCGUGACGUCAGAGCAGGCGUUUUUUGCAGUUGUCUCUCCAGACAUGGAUGUGUACAGUUCUAAUUUGCAUCCUUUCGUAUUUGGUGCCCAAUUCAAUUUUGCAUCCCACCUCAUCGUAAUGCCAAUGAAAUCUUUCCACAUUCUUGCUGAAGAAAUAGGUGAUCCAUCACCUAAGAUUGUACUGGUAUCCAGUACUGGGAGGUGUGGCUCAACAUUACUGGCGCAAAUGUUGGAAAACGUCCCUAAAACACUAGUUAUGUCUGAACCAGAUGCAUUAAGUCAAGCAUAUUUUGAACACGUAAUGAGGAACACAACCGACAUGGAAGACAGCGAGAUCGUGAGGAGUAUAGUGAGAUUGCAGUGCAAAAAACAACAGGCGAAGGAAAUCGAUAUGAUUGUCAUUAAAUCAAGAUCAUUCUGUGUACGACAAAUUAGAAAAAUCAACGUUCAWUGCAGCUAUGUUAAGCAUAUAUUCAUGUAUCGUCAGCCAGGAAACACCAUAAGUUCAUUUGUAAAAAUUAUGCCCGAAUUCCCCAAGCCAAUAAGAAAGAUGAUGACACUAAAACUUAUACCAAACUUAGGGGUUUUUACUCCUAUACCUAACACAAGAGAGUACGAGUCAAUGRCAAUCAGCAGCAGUUUGUUCAGUAAUCUUACCCUGUAUGGUAUCUUUACACUGAGAUGGAUCUUCAUGUGUGCCUGUUAUAUURMAUACAAACACCAMGGAAUAGAUAUUUACCCACUCAAGUAUGAAGACCUGGUGAAAAAUCCCGAGUAUAUGAUAUCCCAGUUGUUUUCKUUCCUYRACAUUCGCAAGGGACACAUCCCCCAAGCUCUUCAAGCCCUCCAGAAGGAUUCUCAAAGAGGUUCGUCCUUAGCAAAAGAUCGGCGUUCAAAGCCUACUGUAAGCGUUGAAGAACUCCAGGAAAGCAAUUUCCUUCUCCAACAAGCUGGGUUUGCUUCUCUUGACGAUUUUCAGGAAUUACCAAAUCAGAAGCAGUUGAAACUGGAUUCCUUUUUCUUUUCGUCGUGAUGAUGCACUUGAAAGGCAUUUAUGCAAUUGCUGGAAUCUCGACUUCGCUUUGAAAAGCAAAAACACACGGACACCUAUCUACCUAUUCUCAAGAAAGUAAUUUCAAAUUCAAAUGAAAACACCCCGCAGAUAUGAUAAU
Messenger RNA from Exaiptasia diaphana, 1505 nucleotides. RefSeq lists its product as uncharacterized. Bases 59 to 1366 code for a protein of 435 amino acids. The transcript has 2 exons. NCBI's taxonomy places the organism in Eukaryota, Metazoa, Cnidaria, Anthozoa, Actiniaria, Aiptasiidae. The record is from RefSeq and is a predicted model, not a curated record.